GGACCGAUGGAGAGAUAAAACGAGGCAAAGAUUCGGGAAAGGAGGGAAUAGUAUAUGCAUAGCCGGCCACCCUCCGUAGACGAGUUUUUUCAGUAUUUAAGGUGGCCGAAGACUACUGGGUUAAGGAGGCUAGAAACUGGUGCUUUUAAUCAAAGAAUAAACUAUUCAUGGAGGUAAUGCAACAAUUUAACGGCGGGGAGUGUCAAAUGGAGUCGUCGUUCUUGACGGACGUUCCGGCGGCGUGGCGGCCGGGUGAUGAGGAGGUCACGACAGUUGUCGAUGAUAAUGUACUCAUCGCUGAAGUAGUGAAUAACGGCGAGCACAAAAGUGAAGAGCCGAUGCAGGGGAGGAUCUAUGCACGGGCUAUGCCCAGGGCAUCUCAAAUUCCUGGAUCCGCCCCUGAGCCGAUGACAAUGAAUAAUGGAAGUGCAGUUGAGGAAGAAGAAGGCAAGAUAGUCUUCAAUGGCGAAACAAUAUCUCACAAACUACCGUCCGUUUAUCUUGACCAUGAUGCAGCUGAAAUUGAAGGCGCCCCAAUAAGCUCAAACUCUUCUGCUGAGAUUGGAAACGUUGGGGAAAUUCAGAGCCUUGUGAGCGCCGCUCUGAGGGGCACAGUAGACGCCGGAGACUCGGUCGGGCCGGCGGAGGACGAGGAUGAAGUAAUAGAGCUGGAGUUCUUCGACAGCAGAGCAGUAGACAAGCUGCACGCCACGCAUGACGCGUAUUGCCCAAACUGCAGAAGCCCCAUUUCCAAGGUUGUUCUGAGGAUCAAGCGGGAAAGAAGGAGGGUUGAUCCGCCCCCUAAUCCGGAGAAAAAGCUCGAUUUGCUCGGUUGUCUGUCAUGCUUUCGAGUUUUCCUCCCUUCGAGAACAGAAGCAGAUGAAAGCAAUGGGAACCCUGAAGAGAAACAGGAACCAAACAGUGCAUUGCCUGAUGCAGGAAAGUGCUUUGACCUGCACUGGAUUUUUGGGCAGAGAUCAAGAACAUCAAAUCCACAGACAUCUGUCACAUCUCAACCGCAACCAUCUCAUUCUGACCAAGGGAAGAAGAAGCCAGGCGAUGCACAUAUACAAGGUAGUAGUGCUGCUAAUACUUCAUCACAUCCCCAUGAUUCAAAUGGAACUCAGAAUGCUCCUACUCCUUCACGAAAGGAAAUCGAGACUCCAUCGGUGAAAGAAAUGAAUGGGGAUGCAGCUAAACAGAAACUCAAGCACAAUUGGAAGGACUAUGCAAAAACGACGGGGAGUUCUGCAGAAAGAAAUUUUGUCGUGGGAGAAGGGCAUUCAGGGAAGAAGAAACCAGGCGAUGCACAUAUACAGGGUAGCGGUGCUGCUAAUACUUCAUCAGCUCCCCAUGAUUCAAAUGGAAGUCAGGAUGCUCCUACUCCUUCACAAAAGGAAUUCGAGACCCCAUCACCAGAAAUGAAUGGGGAUGCAGCUAAACAGAAACUCAAGCAUGAUCGGCAGUAUUACGCAAAAGCGGAGGGGAGUUCUGCCGAAAGAAAUUUUGUCGUGGGAGAAGGGCAUUCAGGUGCAUGGAUGGAAGAUUCAAAGAAACAAGAACCCGAAAUUAGAGACGAGAAGAACGGAAGCUUUACAAAUAUUAAAGGACGAGACUUGCAAAUUCAAAUUGAUGAAAGCACAAACGAGGCAAGAACUUCAACCUGCAUGCAAGAUCCUAUACAAGUGACCGGAAAAAGUGGUUCACAAUCAAUAGAGGUGGUCAAGAGCAUAGUGUAUGGAGGCCUAGCUGAGUCAAUCACAAGCUUAAGUCUGGUUUCUUCAGCUGCUGCCUCUGGUGCCACCACACUGAAUGUUUUGACUAUUGGAGUGGCAAAUCUCAUAGGCGGUCUUGUAAUCAUGGCACACAAUUUUUUGGACUUGCAUAGCAAUCGCCCUGCAGAAGAGUACCAAGAAGUAUUAGGCCAAAGAAAAGACUUUCCACUUCAUCUCAUUGUUGCAGUGCUGUCAUACCUCACCUUUGGCCUCACCCCACCUGCCAUCUAUGGAUUUGCGUUUCGUGAGAGAGACGAUAGAGACAUGAAGCUUUUAAUGGUUGCAGUGGCUUCUUUUGUGUGCAUCAUUUUUCUGGCCAUUGGAAGAGCUUACACCCGCAGAGCAAAUACGUUUAAGGAUUAUUUGCUGACUGUACUGCAAUACAUUAUUGUUGCAGCUAUGGCUUCUGGUGUUGCUUAUGCAGUGGGUCAUUUGUUUGGGAGGCUGAUGGAUGAACUCGGAUGGUUUGACUCAGCCCCAACCAACCCAAGCAGCGGUCUUCUUCUUUCUAAGGUUCAAUCGGAACAUCUAAACUGGGAUUCAUAUUGAUUCUUGUAAUCACGAUGGGUCAUGCUUCCAUCUUCCGGGAUUUCGCCUCCAAGUUGUUCCAGUGUUUUCCUUGAGGAAAUUUGUUAUUAAACUUGGGAUUCCAUUAAUUCAAUUUUUAUAUGGAUUUGUAUUUUUAUACUCCUUCCCUAUUUAUUUUUGUAUUCCUUGUGACAUAAAUGAAGCCUUGUUUUAUCAUUUGUUGAAAAAAAAUCUUGUCAGUUUUCUCUAUUCCUCUUAAGAAAUACGGAGGAAUAACUUUCUAGCAUCAAAGGCUUUAGGCGCAGCUAGGGUCUGCGAGAUUGGGGUCGGCGAAUUUCCUUCGCUUGACGUUUGCUAGUUUUUUGGUCCGUCUCUGUGCAAGACGAGGGGCUGGAGUUUCGUGCUUAGAGGCUUCAUCGCAGACCAAGGUCACAGAUCGAGAGUCGAUCGAUUUUCUUCUCGACCUGCGAUGAAGGGGGUUUGGUGAUGUACCUAGUAGAUCUAUCUGGAAGUGCACUCCCGCUGCAGUCUGCAGAGGUGCCGCCUGGAAUAUUGAUUGCAGAGGUUUGACUGGUGUUUUGCGAUUUCGCUUGUGGCCAGAUGUUGAGGUUUGAUUAUCCGUUGUUUGUUUUGGCAAUUUUGGUUCUAUUGGUGUCUGAGAUGGAAGUGGUACCGGCGGUCUUUGAUCCCGGAGGAACACGGGCGAUUGGGCCCCGAUGAAAGGGGCUACUCAAUGGGUGGCAAUCUACGGUUGUUUGACGGCCGUAAAGGGUAGAGAUCACCUAACCAUGGGUAGACUAAUGAAGUGGAAUGGAGAACUCCUGAUACAAGUGUAAAAGGAAGAGCAAGAAGUAGUUUUAAUUUCCCCCCUCCUGAACCACCACCACAGAAGAAUUGUGGGUUUAGGGGUUGGAAGAAGAUGCUUGAAGGAUGAAGUCAACUGGUCCAGCACUCAAAGUUUAUUUACUUGUGCUAUUUUCUAAUUUCUAUUUCUUAUUUUGUUGUUAUUUUGUUAAAACACUAAUGGCGGUAGGUGCAUUUUUUUGGUUAAUCCUAGUUACUAGGUUCUUGGUUGGAUGCAAUCAGGCUGACUCAGCCGCUAAUAGCCUCGAACCUCUCACAUGUUCAACGAUUAGUCUCGCUCCUUUUGGGGUGGACUAUUCUAUGUCUAAUCAAGGUUGAGAGGGCCGAUGGGCUUAUGGUUAAUGUUGGUUAGGAGGAGAUUAAGGCUUUUUGGUUGUUGCUCAAUUCUAUUGUUUUCUCGGUUAUACACCGAGAGUAUUGAUUAAUAUAAUAUGUCAGCCCUUUCAAAAAAAAAAAAAA
This is a messenger RNA of Cuscuta epithymum, 3626 nucleotides long. NCBI's taxonomy places the organism in Eukaryota, Viridiplantae, Streptophyta, Magnoliopsida, Solanales, Convolvulaceae. The record is from the annotation of a GenBank genome assembly.